This is a messenger RNA of Symbiodinium sp. CCMP2592, 1503 nucleotides long. The record is from the annotation of a GenBank genome assembly. NCBI's taxonomy places the organism in Eukaryota, Dinophyceae, Suessiales, Symbiodiniaceae.
AUGUCGAUUACGUUGCAUGUGUCACUCCUGAGCGGUCACGAGACGUCUCUAUCUGCUGAGCCUGAGACCCGAGUGGAGGAGCUACGGCGGAGGGUUCAGCUGGAGCUGGGUAUUGGCCCCUGUCGCUUAGUCGCAGCGGGGGAGGUGCUUCAGCCUCGGGCCACGUUGAGUGAGCAAAAGCUGACGGAUGCUAUGCAAAUUGUGGCCGUCCUUCGCCAGCCCGAGAUCGUCUCGACACGCCGCUCCACCUCGAUGGCCUUGCUGACCGGGGACGGGUCCGUGCUGACCUGGGGUGAUCCGGAGCGGGGCGGCGACUGCAGCGCCGUCCACGACCAGCUGGUGCAUGUUGAGAGCCUCCACGCCGCCCCCGGCGCCUUCGCUGCCAUCUUGGCAGAUGGGUCACUGGUCACUUGGGGAGAGGAUCUGGCCGACACUAUGCCGGUGAAGCAUCUACUGAGGAAUAUUCGUUCAGUCCAUUCCACGGGCUUUGCUUUUGGGGCCAUUGUAGACGAUGGCUCCGUGGUUUCAUGGGGUCAUGAGCUCUUUGGUGGGCGGGCGCCACCGAAACUCACCAACGUCAGGAAGCUCCUGGGUUCCCUUACGACCUUUGCUGCGCUUCGAAGCGAUGGGUCGGUAGUGGCCUGGGGCGAAGAUGGGCGCCACGAGAUGUGGGAGCAGCUGAGGAACGUGCUUGACAUCCAGGCGACCGAAAGCGCUUUUGCUGCGCUGUCUUCAGGUUCCGUGGUGGCUUGGGGCCAUCCUCUUUAUGGCGGUGUUCUGGACGAACGGCUUCAAGGCCUUCACAAGGUGCAGCAGAUCUACGCCACUGAUGGGGCCUUUGCAGCAGUAACGGAAGAUGGUUCUGUUGUGGCCUGGGGGGAUGCUCUGUCCGGUGGCGACGUCAACGUCCCUGAGCCGGUCCAAGAGCAGCUACACGACGUGCAGAGCAUCGCAGCCUCCGCAGCCGCCUUCGCCGCGCUUCGGGCGGACCACACCGUGGUAACCUGGGGCUGCCCCGAACUUGGUGGCGACAGCUCCGCAGUCAGGGCGCAGCUGAGGGACGUCACGCAGGUUUGCGCCUCAGCCAUGUCUUUCGCUGCCCUGCGCGCGGACGGCUCGGUGGUUGCAUGGGGCAAUGCCGACUUCGGGGGGAGCUGCGCUGCAGUGCAAGGCCAGCUGCACAACGUCCAGCAUCUGGGUGCAUCGGCAAAUGCUUUCGUCGCUCUGGUAGCCGAUGGCUCACUAAUCGCCUGGGGUGACCCCGCGGUCGUCGAGACUGCCCCGGAGACGCGGCUGAGCAACAACCCCUGCACGCUCUACCGGAACCGGACGGCCGGUGCGAUCGAGCGCGUCGUCAUCGUCGGAGGGGGCCCAGCUGGCAUGACGGCAGCCAUCUACGCUGCGCGGUCGAACCUCUGCCCGCUGGUGAUCGCGCCGGCCAUUGGCGGCCAGCUCAUGGCCAAGGGAGCCACAGCCCCAGAGCAAAGCGAAUUUUACUGUUAG